Prorocentrum cordatum is the source of this 270-nucleotide messenger RNA. NCBI's taxonomy places the organism in Eukaryota, Dinophyceae, Prorocentrales, Prorocentraceae. The record is from the annotation of a GenBank genome assembly.
AUGGCGCGCGCGCGGAUGUGGAAAGAGAGAGAGAGCUUCUGGCGCGACGUGGACGCUCCGUCCGAUGCGGCGCCGUCUGCCGCGAAGGUUCGGGUCGCCAAGUGGUUUUACUGUGGCCUGCGUGGGCUCUCCGCGCGGAGGUUCUCCCCCGGCAUUGGCAUCGGCGCUGCCAAGGCCAGGGCGGGCCGGGGCGCGGACGAGUGCGUGGGGGGCGCUGCCUGGAGGGCGUCGCAGAGGGCGGGGCAGUGCGUUGGCGAUGCGGCUUUGCGC